Molecule: messenger RNA, 1023 nt
Organism: Polistes dominula (European paper wasp)
Lineage: Eukaryota; Metazoa; Arthropoda; Insecta; Hymenoptera; Vespidae
Product: ribosomal RNA-processing protein 8
Biological process (GO): cellular response to glucose starvation; regulation of transcription by glucose; rDNA heterochromatin formation
Cellular component (GO): nucleolus; chromatin silencing complex; rDNA heterochromatin
Molecular function (GO): methyltransferase activity
Source: RefSeq, a predicted model, not a curated record
AUACUUGAUUAUAAAAAUAUUGCUCUAAAAAAAGAUGCUAUUAAUAAUAAUAAACCUAAAAUAAAAAAAAAAAGGAAAAAAAACAAAAAACAACCGCAACAAGUUAAUGGGAAUGAUACACAGAACAAAAAAGUUGUUAAAAUGACAUCUAUGCCUCAACAUGAUCAAACCAAAGGAUUAAAAAGAAAAAAUGAAACAAGCACCGAAGUUCAGGAACAAUUGGACAUGGACCAACAUUUACAAGAAGUGUGGAAAGAAUAUGGAAAUUCAGUACAGAAGAGAAAAGAGGAAAAUACGUUAAAGCAGAGGAUGAUGAAUUUACUGAAUCCAUCAAGAUUUAGAUAUAUGAAUGAAGUUCUGAAUAAUAAUACUAGUACAGAAUCUAAAAAAUUAUUUCAGAAAAACCCUAAAUCUUUUAUAAACUACCAUGAGACCUAUAAGCUACAAACUGUGCGUUGGGCCUUAAAUCCAUUAGAUGUCAUAAUUGAUUCGAUUAAUAAGAUGCCUAAAAAUUAUAUAAUAGCUGAUUUUGGAUGUGGCGAUGCAACACUUGCUGAGUCAAUUCAGCAGAAGACACAUUCAUUUGAUUUUGUUUCUUUGAAUGACAGAGUAAUAGCUUGCGACAUGGCUCAUACACCGCUUUUAAGAGACAGCGUACACGUUGUUGUGUUCUGUUUGUCUUUAAUGGGAUCAAAUCUAUCUGAUUAUAUACUCGAAGCAAAUAGAGUUCUUAAAAAGGAUGGUAUUUUGAAAAUUGCUGAAGUUGAAAGUCGAUUUGAUAAUAUUGAUGAGUUUAUUAAACUAUUAAAGAUUUAUGGUUUUUCUAAUACUUGGAAGGACUUAUCGAAGAAUUUAUUUUACUUUUUAGAUUUUCAAAAAAUCCAAGAUAUUACUACUACUAGUAAAAAAAAUAAGCUGCCCAAAAUUACCUUAAAAUCAUGUUUAUACAAAAAGCGUUAAAAUAGAUAUAAUAUGACAAUUAUAUACAUUGCUUCCUAUCAAAUAAAUUCCAUACAAAUUUUU